CGUUGUUUAUUUACAACCAGUGAACUUCCUGUCUUGGGCUAGCUUUGUCAGUGUAAGCUAACAGAUUAAAUUUAGUUCGUUCUCAAGAUGGGAUGCGACGGUGGAACGAUUCCCAAAAGACACGAGUUGGUCAAAGGACCUAAAAAAGUCGAGAAGGUUGACAAAAAUGCUGAACUAGCUGCCAAAUGGAAGUACUGUGCUUUGAGCCAGGAGAAACUCAGACGCCCCAUUGUGGCCUGUGAGCUGGGCAGACUUUACAACAAAGACGCUAUUAUUGAAUACCUUCUGGAUAAGUCUGCUGAGAGACCCAAUGCUGAGGCAGUGGUACACAUUCGUGGGAUCAAGGAUGUAAAGGAGCUUAACCUGACUGAUAACCCUGAAUGGGAGGGAGAGAGAAGGAAUACAAAAGGAGACAGAUAUGAAGACAUCCAUUGUGGCAUGUUCAUUUGCCCUGUUGUUGGACUGGAGAUGAAUGGGAAACACAGGUUCUGUUACUUGCAGACCUGUGGAUGUGUGUUUUCAGACAGGGCCCUGAAGGAGGUCAAGACAGAAAUCUGUCACAAGUGUGGGGAUCCUUUUAAAGAUGACAACAUUGUUGUCCUCAAUGGGACGAAGGAGGAGGUGGAGAAACUGAGGGAGAAGAUGGAGGAGAGGCGAGCUAAAGCAAAAACUAAGAAAUCAAAGAAGAGCAAAGCAGCUGAAACCGUGUCAACUCCAGCAGAAUCAAAAGACAAUGCACAGUCUCCCCCAGUGGAUGUAGCCGGAAGAAGUUUACUACAAAAUGACGGUGAAAGCAACCAGACAGCUGUAGCCGGACCCUCAGGAUCUUCCACCUCUAAGGGCACAAAGUCCUCAACAGCCUCCACCACCAAGAGGUCCAUCCAGAAUAUGGGGGAAAAGUCCGAGGCUUUUAAGUCUCUGUUCACCACACACAGCUCUGCCAAACGCUCUAAAGACCAGACAUCCAACUGGGUCACCCACACCCCAUACCACUUCUAGUAGCUGUUGCUCAUAACAAACAUGGGCAUCUUUCUCCAGAAAUGGAGAAACCAUUUAAAGGUCUAUCACCCUCUUCUGUAACACCCCCCACCCCCCCCCACUUGACCUUUUAAUCAGGCCACUGACGAGUGGACUCGCUCCCAGCUUGCCUCUUUAGUCCCCAGCAGCUCAGUGUUUACAUGUUGUGAACAUUUUGUUAACAGCUCCCUGAGCGUUUCUGACUCUGUUUUGUAACCUAAUGCCUCCCACAUGUAUUCCCCCACACAUGCUCUCAGCUGCAAUUGAUGGUGGAGUGACUUCAUCAUCUCUGUCACUCUGCUGGCUCCUAGUGGCCAGAGCUCAGCUCUUUAAUGUGAUGGCUGCAUUUAAAAAUGGAGCUCAGUAAUUGCAUAUGAAUAAACAUAACUCAAAACACAACCCCACCCCCAAGUUUAGCAGAGUACUUCCACUUGUCCUAGUCUCUUUUGUAAUUUUUAUCUUUUCAUUUAAAGUCCACAACUGCAUAAAGAACGAAGUGUCUAGAAGAGCUGUGUGAAUAAUUGAAGUGCUUACAGAAAAUCUUCAAUGUGACUAAACAAUAGGAAACUAUUUAGCUCAGUUAUUUUAUUCAGUUUUAAGCAUCGCAAGCUUUUUAUUAUUUUAUCUUUUUGGCUCAAUGAAUCCCCUUUGUAUUUUUCUUGGAAAUUUUUUGUGUUGAAGACGUUGAUGUGAAAGAAACAGUCUGAAGACACUCUUCUCCAGGCACAAAUGUAAAGAUGUCUGCAAUUUAAAGGCAAAUAAAAAAAAAUCUUUUUCCUUUUCCUAA
Messenger RNA from Melanotaenia boesemani (Boeseman's rainbowfish), 1804 nucleotides. RefSeq names its product replication termination factor 2 (gene rtf2). Gene Ontology annotation, biological process: site-specific DNA replication termination at RTS1 barrier; mitotic DNA replication termination. The transcript has 9 exons. The record is from RefSeq and is a predicted model, not a curated record. The coding region runs from base 88 to 999 and encodes 303 amino acids. NCBI's taxonomy places the organism in Eukaryota, Metazoa, Chordata, Actinopteri, Atheriniformes, Melanotaeniidae. Gene Ontology annotation, cellular component: nucleus.